CAUAAAAGUAUGUAUAUGAAAUUGAGAUUUUUGCCCUUUUUUUUUUUUUAGCUCUGCUUGUUUGUUGUUUCCACUGAUACUUCUCCUCGCCAGUCGUCAGUAUUCUCCGACUCUUCUUCUUGCUGUCUAUCACUGUCACGGCCAACGAACGCCGACGGAGCUCGUUAAUUAAACCGUGGCCGGAGGCCGGAGCUCUCUAUUUCGUUAGCUCCCACUAGGUUUCGGUCGAACCCAGAGAGCGAGAGAAGAAACAGAAAGGGGGUAAAAAUAUGGAAGGCGUGGGGUCUCGGCUCGGCCGCGCGUCGUCUCGGUACGGCCCGUCGGCAACGGCGAACGUGUUCAACGGUCCGGUGAGGAAGUGGAAGAAGAAGUGGGUCCACGUUUCUCCACCGCCGGCCACUAAUAACAACAGCUCUCGCUCCAACGGCCACCACAGCGCCGCGUUGGGGAACGGCAGCAGCAACGAGAGCUCUCGCCUCUUGCUCUGUCGAUGGACCCCUCUCGCUGUCGGAGGAGCAGCAGGCGACGGCGAAUCUUCCGCCGCGGAGGAGCCUCCCAGGCGGAAGUUCCGCUACACUCCGAUUGCAGCGCUGGAGGAGAGAAAGAAGGCAGCGAAAAGCGUUGAUGUUGAGGUCAAAGAAAGUGAGGGGAAUCAGAUUAGUGAGUCCAAUGCUUCUGAGAAUGAUGAGCCGGAGGAUGAUGAUGAGACUAUGAAGGAAGAGGCACAGGAUCCAGAUAAUGGUGGUACCCUGGACCUGGGGCUGUGCCCGAAAGGCCAACUCAACGAGGACAAAGAGUCCCCAAGCGAGCACGAGGAAACAAUGGAGGCGGCGGCAAGUUCAAGCAGGGCAUGGGCUUUUGGUUAAACACCAGGAAGGUUGGGAGGGGAUCAAUUCUGGCAGUAGCAUUAGUGAUAGUCUCGUCAGAAUAAGAACAUUCGAGACUCGUCGUUAUAUCGUAUUGUAUAUGGCUUGUAGCUCUGUGUUACCAACCCGCCUAGGCAGAAACCAGUCGUAGCUUGUCAUUGUCUAUGUUGUUUGGUGUUAGUAUGUAUAUACCUGAAGUCUCGAGACUAUACAUUUCAGUGAUCCCUCUGUAAGUAUCACAGUAGUUAUUUCAGUGAUCCUUCUGCUAAUGCUAUCGUGUUUGAUUAGCAACUAAAAGACGGAAAGGAAACGAACAAAAUGAAUCUCUCUUCAACAAUUUGGGGAAGGAAGCACGUAACAGAAACCCCUCAAAUCUACAACAUUUUCAGGCACAACGAGAAGCAUCUUCUCAUCAUAGCUUCCCAGCAUCUUAUAAACUAUCCCAGAUAAAUAAAACAGACAAAUGCCUGAAUGAUGUCGAACACCGGAUGACAAGAACAGUUUCUCCCAAGAGUCUGCUUUUUUUUAUCAUAACAAUUGAAUCAUUUCGCUUAAGAGUCCGCCUCUGCUUCAUUCUCUACUGAUUGAGUAACACCGACUUCUGCUGGUCGAAUCACCCGUUCAUGGAGCAUGUAUCCUGCCUGAAUUUCAGAAACACAUACCUCUUCAGCAAAAGGUGUUCUAUAUUCAUGACUUCCCAAAUCAGAGACAAUUUAACAUGCAUCAGCCAUACUAUCAAACUACGUACACAUCAGGAAGAAGCAAUCAAGAGCGAUGACAGAACUCACAGAACUCGUGCUGCAGAUUAAACAAACUGAGAAUUCAUCC
Linum trigynum is the source of this 1694-nucleotide messenger RNA. The record is from the annotation of a GenBank genome assembly. NCBI's taxonomy places the organism in Eukaryota, Viridiplantae, Streptophyta, Magnoliopsida, Malpighiales, Linaceae.